AUGGUCAACUCCUCGGUCCCCAACGACUACGCCAUCUCUCCGGCUGAGGCUACUCCUCAUCUGACGAUCAACCAUGAUGUUGCUGCUGAUUUGGACUCGAGCAACGCCUUUGAAGGUCCCGAGAAGCUCCUUGAAGUGUGGUUUGCCCCUGGCCCCGAGUCGCUCCCCGUGAGCGCCCAACCCAAUGGAUUAAAAGCAGUUUCCGCCGACACUUGGGUUACCAUGCUCGACAUGGUCAACUGCAAGAUCUUGUCCGUCCUCGAGUCCGACUCUGUCGACGCCUACCUCUUGUCCGAGUCCAGCUUGUUUGUCUUCCCCCACAAGCUCAUUCUCAAGACCUGCGGCACGACAACCCUCCUACUGGGCUUGCAGCGACUCCUCCAUAUCGCGGCUGAACACGCCGGGUUCCCAUUCCAUAACGCCAAGGAAUCCACCAACAUCAAGGCUGCUGCGACCCCCUACCGCGUCUUCUACAGUCGCAAGAACUUUUUGUUCCCCGACCGUCAGCAGGGUCCCCAUCGUAGCUGGAGGUCCGAGGUCAAAUACUUGGAUGACCUUUUCGAGGGUGGCAGCGCCUACAUGGUCGGUAAAAUGAACGGGGAUCACUGGUACCUCUACAUUACCACACCGAACAAAACUUUGACGCCCCCUAAGACUCCUGACGAAGCGGAAGCCGCUGUCGAGUCAGCGGCCAGAAUUCCCACUGGCAGCGUGGCCAGCUUCAGCAGCGGCUUCGAGGAGCGCAGCGACGAGACCCUCGAGAUUCUCAUGACUGAUCUCGACCCUGAAAACGCGAAGCAGUUCUACUUGUCGCACGCGAGUGCGGUCGCCACCGACAAGUUGCACUUGCCGCAGACUCAGGCCGCUCGGGACGAUGCACACCAGAGUUUGGGUGACAUGUCUCAGAUUCAUGACAAGUCGGGCGAGGAGCAUGUCGACGUCUUUGAGAACAUUGGCGAAUCUGACCUCAAUGAUAGGGAACGUGCCGCUACUGAGGCUCUGACUACCGAGGGUCACGCUAUUGGAACUGUCGUUUCUGAGGGUUGCGGCCUCUCGAGCGUGUAUCCGACCAGCAAGUAUCCUGGAGCUCGUGUCGACGCCUAUCUCUUUAGCCCUUGUGGCUUUUCUGCCAACGGUGUCGUCCCUGCCAUCGCAGACGACGAGGACGCCUUGAAGAACGGCAAGGGCGGAAAUGCCGCUCACUACUUCACCGUCCACGUCACUCCGGAGCCCAACUGCUCAUUCGCCUCUUUUGAGACCAACGUCCCUGGAGGCCAGAGUGGCCGUACUACGGCUGAGAUCAUCGAGCACGUCGUCGACAUCUUCAAGCCUGGCCGUUUCAGUGUGACUCUAUUUGAGGCCAAGGGCAAAAGCGCCAACCCGUAUGGCAUGGGUGACUUUGCUUCUCAUGCGACUGCCGUCCAGCGUCUUGUUGACCCUGUCCGUGGAUAUCGUCGCAUUGACCGCAUCGUUCACGACUUUGAGGACUAUGACCUCGUGUUCCGUUUCUACGAGCGGGAUGACUGGGCAGGCGACCGUGGGGCCCGGCUGGGAGAGGAGAUGUGA
Molecule: messenger RNA, 1566 nt
Organism: Colletotrichum orchidophilum
Lineage: Eukaryota; Fungi; Ascomycota; Sordariomycetes; Glomerellales; Glomerellaceae
Product: adenosylmethionine decarboxylase
Exons: 2
Coding region: 1-1566 (521 amino acids)
Biological process (GO): spermidine biosynthetic process; spermine biosynthetic process
Cellular component (GO): cytosol
Molecular function (GO): adenosylmethionine decarboxylase activity
Source: RefSeq, a predicted model, not a curated record